AUGAAGUGUAUGCAAACACGCACGGAGCGUCCAGGGAAGUACCGCGUUCCGUACCUCACGGAGGCCCGGCGCGGACUGAGGGCAAUAUGCGGCCGCAUAGAGAACCACCUGUCUUCUUUACCACCCCCCUACCGGCUGCAGAGGCCGAUGCUGGCGCGUGCGGCCAGCACCGAGGCCCGAACCCCGGCCCGCGCGCCCAGCUUCAGCGUCUGCUGGAGCUGCACCAAUCCGGUGCCGGAGGUGGUGAACGCGACCACCGGCAAGCUGGAGAACGGGCAGCCGUCCCUGCUGUGCAAGCAGAGCAUGUUCGCCAGGUGGCAGUACCUGGUCACCAAGCUGCCGCUGCUGCCACAGGAGACGGAGCCGGGCGUGGUCAGGAACGUCGUGCCCUCGGACAUGGCGAACCUACCCUACAACGAGGCGAAACAACUCUGCUCCACUUACCAGACCGCGAAGGAAUGCCUGAUGGAGGCGUUCGCGAAGGCCGGCCUCGGCCGCUGGAUAAAGAAGCCCAUCGAGCAGGACCACUUUGUGAGCGACAUCAGCGCCGCGGAAGCGGGCGCGGUGUCCGCGCUGUUCGCC
Iphiclides podalirius (scarce swallowtail) is the source of this 582-nucleotide messenger RNA. NCBI's taxonomy places the organism in Eukaryota, Metazoa, Arthropoda, Insecta, Lepidoptera, Papilionidae. The record is from the annotation of a GenBank genome assembly.